Molecule: messenger RNA, 8853 nt
Organism: Chroicocephalus ridibundus (black-headed gull)
Lineage: Eukaryota; Metazoa; Chordata; Aves; Charadriiformes; Laridae
Gene: AASDHPPT
Product: aminoadipate-semialdehyde dehydrogenase-phosphopantetheinyl transferase
Exons: 6
Coding region: 32-922 (296 amino acids)
Cellular component (GO): cytosol
Molecular function (GO): magnesium ion binding; holo-[acyl-carrier-protein] synthase activity
Source: RefSeq, a predicted model, not a curated record
GGCGGGGUGUUGCGGCUCGCUUGUAGCGGCCAUGGGCAGCGUACGCUGGGCCUUCCCCUGCGCCGCUUGGCGCCCCUGCCGCGAAGAGUGGCUGCUGGCGGCGCGGCUGGUGCAGCCCGAGGAGAAGGACCGCAUCGGCCAGUUUGUCUUUGCCCGCGAUGCCAAGGCCGCCUUGGCUGGUCGCCUGCUGAUACGGAAAUUAAUUGCAGAAAAGUUGCGCAUACCUUGGAAUGAAAUAACCUUGCAAAGGACAUCGAAAGGAAAACCUUUCCUGGCAAAUAAUAUAUUCGGUAUCUAUUCAAAUUACAAUUUCAAUGUCUCUCAUCAAGGAGAUUAUGCAGUUCUUGCAGCUGAGCCUGAGCUUCAAGUUGGCAUUGAUAUUAUGAAGACUAAUUUACCAGGUAGUAGCUCAAUACCAAAUUUCUUUCGCAUCAUGAACCGACAGUUUACUGAAACAGAGUGGGGUAUAAUCAACUCUAUGGGUAAUGAAUGGAUGCAGCUGGAUAUGUUUCAUCGGUACUGGGCCUUAAAGGAAAGCUUCUUAAAGGCUAUUGGAGUUGGAAUCGGCUUUAACUUGCAAAGAAUUGAGUUUAAUGUGUCCCCAUUGCAACUGGAAAUAGGGAAGGUGUAUAAGGAGACAAAAAUGCUUCUGGAUGGAGAUAAAGAAGAAGAGUGGACAUUUGAGGAAACCCGGUUAGAUGACCAUCAUCAUGUUGCAGUGGCUCUCGGGAAACAGGAGGGUUGCGGACAGAAGCAUUCUGAUGUAUCUUCCGUGGACCCUGACCAACCACAGUUUACAUUAUUGACUUUUGAAGAUUUAGUUGCAUCUGGUAUUCCAGUUGCACCUGAGGAUUCUGCAUAUUGGGAUAAUUUUUGUUCUAAACAGGAGAGUCCAGUGAAACAGAAUUCACAUUCAAGAUAAGAACGCUUGUAAGAAAAAGAAAAUUGUCACAGUUGUUAUGCUGAAGUGUGGGAAUAAGUGUACAUGUGUAAAUGAGACAUGUUUUUCCUUAUUUAAACUAACAGUCUGAUUUUCACCUUUUUAAAAUUGUCGUUCUUUGUCAAUAUCUUAAGGAAGAUGCAUGUUUCUCCACUGAAGGAAUUCUGAGUGAAAAGCGUAAGCUGACCCCAUGCUGUUUUGCUUUUCCAUGCCUGUGGUUCUUACACUUCGAUAAUUACCUGCACUAGGAACAGGGAGCAGAGUUACAAUAAUGUUGAUUAGUCAACAAGUGUUUAAUAUAUAAAAAUGUGUUUCUGCAUUUCAUUUAUGCUGAAGCUUAAGUUACGAUUUUGCCUUUUCUCUUACAAAAAAUAGUAGUUUUAUUCUAAGAUGGAUGAAUAAAGCCAGAAGAAUUGGUAUAAAUCCUUUUGCUGUUACUAUAUGGUGCUAUAUGCUACUAUUUGGUGCAUGCAUUUGUACAACACUUUGUGUAAUGGCAGACUGAAGAGGUCUAUAGUCUUGGAACUAUAUCUGUGCAAAACUAGUUUGAAGCAGGGAAUUAACUUUUAAGCAUUUUGCAUCCUUUUCAUUUACAGUCUUCGAUAAUUAAAGCUCCCUGUGUGUAACUUUGGAUUGGAUUUUUAACAGUUCUUUUUGUAUUUUUUCCCCUCAGCAAUAGAUAAGAGCCAAACAGCAUUUCAGUUUUCCUAGAUUUGCAUUUACAUGUGUAUUGUCCUAGACACUGAGUCAUGGGGAGAGGGGAGGAAACAACAAAAAACCCCUAUUUACUUCUUUCCGAAUAGUCUUGUAACAUCUGAAGACAGAAUAUUUUAUUGUCUUACAGAGAAUUAAAAUUUCUGGAGAAGAUCUGUAGAUCUCGAGUGCUCCUUUAGAGUAUUUUGUAUUCUUUUUCAAAACAAAUCCUCUUUCCUGCUUUAUCUCUCACUUUUCUUUCUAGAAGUCGUAGGUACAUUAUGGUCUAUCUAAAUGUAACGAAACGUACUGAACAGAAUGAGUCAUACCAGAUGGAAUGAUUUUCACAACUAAAAAGAGUUAAUUUCUGUCCUACAGUUAAACAUAGGUCUUCAGUGAAUUCAAGUUUGUGUACAACUCCGCUGCACCCCGUAUUCUGACUAAAGGAGAAUCUACUUGUAACCUUUGAAGCCAUGCCUUAUUACAAAGAUAAAGAAAAGGUUUUGAGAGAGAAGGAUAUGAGUUUUACAAUAUUAUACAAGCUUUUGGAGUUUUGCUGUAGAUAAUUCUGAAUUCAAAUAUGCUGUUAAUCUUUCCUACUUCCACCAGUUCUGAUUAAUAUUUUUAUUUCCAUUCAAAUGACUCUGUCAUGUUGCAUGGAAAUCAUAGUUUUUGGUGGUUUGCUUUCCAAAACUGCAAAUCAAGGAAGCAGUGACUUUUCUCUUCAGGCUCCACAGGGGUUAUGUUAGAUGUUCAGUAACUUCAAAUCUGAAGUUAACAGAAAUAUAGAAUAAUUCAUAUACAAAUUGUAAGUCCAGUAUUCCAGACGGUAAUGUUUUGUUUUGUUUUGUUUUGUUUUUAGUUAAAUACAACUUGCAAUAAAUAAUUGGCACUUCGUGGAGGCCAGAAAAGGCUAUUCAGUGGAUAUGUAACAGUAUCAUUUACUGGGAUAGGAUAUUUUUAACUGAUUCAGUUGAUUCUGUCUUAUUCUGUUCUACCUGAAGUGUACUAUAAUCCUAGAUGGCAAGCACAUGAAGGUGCUUAAUAGCUGAGAUAACUAGAACCGUUGCCAAGCUGAAAGGAUGGACUUGCUCUGCCACAGGUUUUUGAAGUCUGCAGAAUAAGGAGGCCUAUUCAGAGUAUGAUUUGAUUCUUAGAGAAGCAAGGAGGGAAGUAAUCAGAAACGCCACCUUGGACUUUUGGAGAGCGGAAUUUGGUCUUUUCAGGAGCCUGCUUGACAGAGUCCCUUGGGAGGCAGUCCUGAAGGGUAAAGCUGUCCAGGAAGCCUGGAGGUUUUUCAAGAAGGAAGUCUUAAAGGCACAGGAGCAGGCCAUCCCCACGUGCCGAAAAACAAGCUGUUGGGGAAGAAGACUGGCCUGGCUGAACAGAGAGAUAUGGUUACAACUCGGGGGGAAAGAAGGAGAAUUUAUGACCUUUGGAGGAAGGGGCAGGACACUCAGGAAGACUACAAAGAUGUUGUGAGGCUAGGUAGGGAGAAAAUUAGAAGGGCCAGAGCCCAACUAGAGCUUAACCUGGCUUUGGAUGUUAAGGACAAUAAAAAAAGUUUCUAUAAAUACAUUAGUAAUAAAAGGAGGACUAAGGAGAAUCUCCAUCCUUUAUUAGAUGGGGGCAGUAACAUGGUGACAAAGUAUGAGGAAAAGACUUCUAUGCCUCAGUCUUUAGUAGUAGAAUCAGUUGUUCCCUGAGUACCCAGACUGCUGAGCUAGCAGAUAGGGGCAGGGAGCAGAAUGAAGCCCCCGUAAUCCAAAGGGAAAUGGUGACAGAGGGAUCUGCUCCAUCACCUGGACAUACACAAAUCUAUGGGGCCGGAUGGGAUCCACCCGAGGGUACUGAGGGAGAUGGUGGAAAUGCUCACCAAGCCACUUUCCAUCAAUUACCAGCAGUCCUGGCAAACUGGGGAGGUUCCAGUCGACUGGUCUCUAGCAAAUGUGACACCCAUGCACAAGAAGGGCAGGAAGGAUGAUCCAGGGAAUUACAUGCCUGUCAGCCUGACCUCGGUGCCUGGGAAGGUCAUGGAACAGAUCAUCCUGUGUGCCAUUAUGCGGCACAUGAAGGACAACCAGGCGAUCAGGUGCAAUCGGCAUGGGUUCAUGAAAGGCAGCUCCUGCUUGACAAACCUGAUCUCCUUCUAUGACAAAGCGACCCGCCUGGUGGAUGAGGGAAAGGCUGUGGAUGUUGUUUACCUGGACUUUAGUAAAGCCUUUGGUACGGUUUCCCACAGCAUUCUCCUGGAGAAACUGGCUGCUCAUGGGUUGGAUGGGUGUGCGCUUUGCUGGGUAAAAAACUGGCUGGAGGGCCAGGCACAAAGAGUGGUGGUGAAUGGAGUUAAAUCCAUGGUGGCCAGUGUUGCGUGAAACGGGGCCAAGCGGUUUUGGCAGAAGAUAAACCCCCUUGCGUUCUAACACUCCUCACCGAGGCGGGAGGCUAGGUGCAGCUAGGUUUAAAUUCUGAGUGAUGCCCAAUUCAGCACUAUCAGUCCAAUCGCGUUUAAUAUGUAUUAAACUACUACGAUUUGGAUACGCUAAUAGUGGACUGCACCUUCAGUCUAGUCGUGCUCCUGAACUAGCACGGCCUCUCUCAAGUUUUGGUCGCGUUCAGUGAGAAAGCGAAACGACUAGCUACUUAAACAGUGCAGUUUAUUUAAACAACAGAUAUACAGGUUCUUUAGGAUUGCCGGUGAUAAACACACUGUCUGCAAAGCACGUGCAAAUAAGGAUAUUGCUAAGUAUACAAACGCGCGACAAAAUUAUAAACGAUACAGCCUGGCUAUAAAUGUAGGGUAGAGAUUCUCUAGAGAAAUUUCUAAGUCCCCGAGAAAGCGCUCGGUGUAAUCAAAGUCUUACCCAAAGGCGUCCCUAUGGGGGGGAAGAAAGGCUCAGCCCGUCGACUGAUCCCGGAAAUCAGCGGUGGAAUUCUUCGCGAUGGUGUCUUCCCUGACAUCCCCUCUCUCUCGGGCUAUUUUUAUAUUAUUUUUUUAUCUUCGAAGUGGAGUUUGAGUGACUUUAGUCAUACGUACUUUUAUUAUGAUUAAUGUAUUCAAGGAGGAGUGUUCACACCUCGGGGGCGGAUAGCCUCCGGGAUGGAGGUGUGUUUUGGUACAUUGUGGUGAGCAAAGUUCGCACAAAAGGACAGCAUUUCAUCAACAUUUGAUGAAAUGUUGGCUCGGGUAGCGUGUAGGCCGCUUAUCAGUUCCGUAGUACCAUCUCGUCCCCAUAUCUGCUAUUCCUCACAAAGGAAGGCCACGGAACAAGCGUGUUCCGUUCCAUCCCUCGUGUAGUUUCGCAAACAACCUUGUACAGGGAAUCACAGAUGUUGCAUUCUUCAUGUGCUAGCUGCGGCUGUAUUCUACCUCAGAAGCCUCUUGAUUUUAUGACUUUCCUUAAUGUGUGAACAAUGCUGUAUUUUUGUAUUCUUGGCCAAUUUAGUAAUUAUUCCACAGCCAGUCAUGUGUGGCGUUCCACAGGGCUCGGUAUUGGGGCCAGUUCUCUGUAAUAUCUUUACCAAUGAUCUGGAUGAGGGGAUUGAGUGCAGCCUCGGCAAAUUUGCAGAUGACACCAAGUUGGGUGGGAGUGUCAGCCUGCUUGAGGGUAGAAAGGCUUUGCAGAGGGAUCUGGACAGUCUGGAUCAAUGGGCUGAGGCCAAUGGUACGACGUUCAACAAGGCCAAGUGCCGGAUUCUGCACUUGGGUCACAACAAUCCCAUGCAGCGCUACAGGCUUGGGGAAGAGUGGCUGGAGAGCUGCCUGGCAGAAAAGGACCUGGGGGUGUUGGUCAAGAGCCAGCUGAAUAUGAGCCAGCAGUGUGCCCAGGUGGCCAAGAAGGCCAACAGCAUCCUGGCCUGUAUCAGGAGUAGUGUAGUGAGUAGGACUAGGGAAGUGAUCAUCCUCCCUGUACUCAGCACUGGUGAGGCUCCACCUCGAGUACUGUGUCCAGUUUUGGGACCCUCACUACAGGAAAGACCCUGAGGUGCUGGAGCAUGUUCAGAGAAGGGCAAUGAAGCUGGUGAGGGGUCUGGAGAACGAGUCUUAGGAGGACCGGCUGGGGGAGCUGGGGUUGUUCAGCCUGGAGAACAGGAGGCUGAGGGGAGACCUUAUCGCUCUCUACAGCUACCUGAAAGGAGGUUGUAGCAAGGUGGGGGUUGGUCUCUUCUCCCAAAUGACAAGCAAUAGGACAAGAGGAAAUGGCCUCAAGUUCUGCCAGGGGAGGUUUAGAUUGGAUAUUAGGAAAACAUUUUACACUGAAAGGGUUAUCAGCCAUAGCAGGCUGCCCAGGGAAGUGGUGGAAUUGCCAUCCCUGGAAGUAUUUAAAAGACGGGUAGAUGUGGUGCAGAGAGAUCAGGUUAAGUGAUGGUUUUUGUCAGAGUUACGUUGAUGGUUGGAUUUGAUGAUCUGAAAGGUCCCUUCCAACGUAGAGAAUUCAAUGAUUCAGUAAGAGGCUGGGGAGUACUGAGCUCUAUGGCUGGCUGGCUGUUAAGUGGUCCAGUAUAGGCCAUUCCUCACCAGUCACUGAGGACCCCAUCAAUUGCAGAUGUACCAGCCAGUUUAAAUUGCCAGCCUUUUUGCUGGGACAAUGAAAUGAAUGGCAAAUACGGUGUGAGAUGAAUACAGAAUUUUCAGGGGGUAGAUUUCUGGGGGUGAAGGAGUUCAUUUCAUAUUAGAGAUGAUAUAUUUUUGCUUGGUGGCAGUGUCUCAAAACAAUUUUUUCUCUCAUUGGAAAGAGUUUAAAAAGUAUUAAUGAAAUUAUUUAUAAUAUUGCACUUGCAUGUAAGGAGAGGACAAACCAAUUUUGUUAAAUUAGAAAAUUACACUUGGUUUGCUUGCCAGGAGUAUGUAAUUUUCAGGACUAUAUCUAAUUAGAAAGGUUAGAAAAACAAAUGAGUUUGGUUUGAUUAGCUUUCUAUGAAAUAAAAGCAUCGUUUCUAACAGACCAGACAGAAUUGUCGAGAAGAUUGCAGUUCCUCGCAUUAUAAUUUUUUCCAUGUCUUUGAUUUACACUGAGCUAUUUGAAAAAUAAGAUUAAUCUCUCUCUUUUUCUAACCUUAGGUAGCAAUAAGGUUAGGUGAUGAUAAUGCCUUGUGAAGAGCCACUUGAGUUAGGUUGUUUAGUGUUAGUGCAAAUGGACAGAAUUUUUACACUUGCUCUACCACUGUGGGGAAGAGCAGCUGUAUACUUAUGCAAUUAUCAGCUAAAAGCAUGCUCCUAAAAGGCCAGCAGGACACUGACUCUUAAUGAAUGUGAGUGAAUGUUUUUCUAGGCAUCUGUGUACUGUAGAGGCAUAUAUUGAAAUAAAUAUUGGUAGCAUGUUCGGAUAAGUUAAUGUACUCUCACAGGUCUUAAGAUUUCUUUUUUAUUUCACCAUCACACUUUCCCUUAUAUAAAAAAUUGAGCCCUGUAUCCACAUAUGGCUGUCACACAGGCUUCCUUGCAUUUCCUCAGAAUAUAGUUGUAAUGUCCGUAGAGUGUCUCUGCCAUCUCUAGAAAUACUGAUCCAGCACAACUCCAGCUUCCCUCCCUAGUUUGGCUUGUUGGCCCAGUCCAGUGCAGAUGAGCUGACCUUUGCAGGUUUCCCGUCACUCUUCUAUCUGCAGGAAACUUCCCAGUUAUGUCUAGAAGCCCUCUGGCAUUCAGGUUCCAUCCCCAGAGCUCCAUUCCUUUAUCUGUUUUGUUUCCUUAUACUGCCCUACUUGUGACCAUACCAUGAACCUGGAUCCUAGAGGGUAAGAAGCUGCAAAAACACAAGCUCUGCUCCACAUGAGCCUUUCCCAGCAGGGGCUGUGGCUAGGUACUCAUUUUCCGGAUGGAACAGGAGGGGCCAGCCUUCCUGUUUCUUAAAGGACAAGUUUAGAUCUUAGAUGAGAUCAGCUGCCCUAGGCUACAGAUCAGCCCAAUGUUUAUGAGGAGUAACUAUUAACAUUCUCUGACGUAAAACUAAAAAAUGUUUUAAAAAUUUUCCGUCUUCAGUCAACAGAUUGGGAAAAGUGAAUAAAUGUGGUUUAGUUUGGACAUUUUAUCUUGUUCAAACCUUUGUGUAUCUUUCAUAGGAAUUAUUUGAGUGGAUUAGGAACUUCAGGGGAUAAAACUGUUCAAGACAAUUUGCAUCUGUGUGACAAGGGGCUGGUGCCAUUUGAUGUGAAAAUCUGUAACUUGAAAAAGUGGAUCAUAUGAAUUCACUCUUGGCCUUUCACAGCGUCCAUAAACCUAUGCAAGAUGUAUAGUGUUACUAUAUUAUGAUGUCAAAUGCACUGAUGUUAAUGAAAUGUAUGUACUUCAUGUUCCUCCAGAAUACAGAUGUUUUGGAUUGCUCUACACUGUAUAGAAAAUGUAGGCAUGAAAAUAAGUUCUGAAUUCUUCUCAAGAGAGACAACAUUUUAAAAGGUUUUUUUUUCAAUAAGUCUCUUUUUGUAAUAUGUUAUUUUCUGUCGCUGUACAUACAUUUUUUUUUUUUUUAUGGCCAGAUACUAUGUAUGACUCCUGUUUCUGCUAAGAUUGAGAUUAAUUUCUUUACUGAAAUAAAAAGUGGGUUAUUUUGUGUUUGCGUUCUGAUUUUGUGUUGCCUAUUUAUGGUUCUACCUUUGGGAGUUACUUUUUUAAUCUCAGCAUUAUUUAGAUCCAGACAUAGGUGGAAUUGCUGAAACACUCACCUAAGACUCUUUUGUUAUUUCUAAAACAGUUUAGGGGAACACAAUAUCGUAUGCUUCUAGUGACGUCCUUUAGAUGAAUCAUGAAACAAAGCUCUGGACCAGCUGCCCACUCUGUGGCAUCCUUGUAAGACUGGAUGUAAGAAGAGUCUGUUCAAGUCUUUCUUCUGGGACCACUUGCUGGUUUCUUACUGCAAUUUUAAUUUAAUAAUAUGCAACCUAGUUUCUUGACAUAACUAUGACAUAAUAUUGGCAUAUUCUACGUUAGGGUAAGUGUCUCUUCUUUUGGUCAAAAUUGCAAUAGUGUGAGUCUUAAUGCUUGUAGGAAGAUACGUAUUUUCAGAUACAAAGCUACUGCCUUGCAUAGUGGUACUUGCACAUGUAGGGAAAUUUCUGCAGAAUUUUUUUUGGAACUAUGUUGUAGAACAGAAAGGUUCUUCAUGUUGUAGUAGGAGCUUGUUCACACAGAAAAAGCACUUGGUUUGCACAAGGAUUUUCUUUAAAACCAUUGAAAAAUCGGUUUGGAUUUAUAAGUGAUGUAAACAGUAAGAAAAUGGGUAUUU